AUGGCUUCCGUCACCUCGCUGGACAAGGACCUGCGCAAGCUGCGCGCCGAAAAGUACACGCCCCAGGCCGCCGGCGAGGCAAAGUCCUGGAUCGAGUCCGUCAUCGGCGAGAAGCUGCCCCAGCCCGACUUGCUCGAUGCCCUCAAGGAUGGCGUCGCUCUGUGCAAGCUCGUCAACAAGGUGCUGCCACCACCCGGCGUCAAGUUCAAGCAGUCGGCCAUGCCCUUCGUCCAGAUGGAAAACAUCUCCAUCUUCCUGCGAUCGUGCAAGGCCCCCCCGCUGAACCUGCUCGAGCACGACGUUUUCCUGACUGUCGAUCUCUACGAGCGCAAAGACCCCGCACAGGUACUUCAGUGUAUCGGUGCCUUUAGCCGGGCUGCCAACGCCGCCAACCCCGAGGCAAUCCCGGCUGUCAUCGGUCCCAAAGUCAAUGCUCACAACACCACCAAGGUGAUCAGUCCCCAGCCCACCGGUGGCGGCCCCUUGAAGAGCCCAGGUCUUCCUGCGCGCAACACCUCGACCGCCAGCAAUGCCACCGUUUCAUCCUUCAGCUCAUCCUUUGGGUCGUCUCUCCAACCCACGGCAUCGCCCUUGGUUGCGCAGAAGACGGGAGGUUCGGUAUCGAGCAGCAGAUGGGGCGCCAAGUCUCCAACCCUCAGUGCCACCACCCCCUCUGUCUCGGGGAGCGUCAGCAGCUGGAGCAACAAGAACCACGAGGGCACCACGUCCCCGGCCUGGAACAUUGCCCAGUAUGGGUACAUGGGCGGUGCGAGUCAAGGCACCAUGGGCGUUUCUUUCGGCGGUCGUCGGCAGAUCACUACUGCUGCCCCGCACGUGCCUAGCGCACAAGAAAAGGAGCGAAAGCGCAAGGAGGCCGAGGCCGAGGCGGAACGCAAGCGCGUGGAGGAGGAACAGCGGAAGAAGGCUGAGAUGGAGGCUGCGGAGGAGCGCGCUCGUCAGCAAGAGGAACGUAGGUGGGAGGAGGAGACCCGCAAGGCCCACGAGGAGGAGCGCAAGCGGCUCGAGGAGGAAAAACGGCGUUGGCAAGAGGAGGAACGUCAGUGGAAGCUCGACCAGGAGAGGCGACGCAAGGAGGAAGAGGAGGCCGAGCGACGACUGCAAGCCGAGCUGAAACAGGAGGAGGAGAAGAAGCGCGCCGCCGAAAAGCAGGUACAGCACCAGGCCCAGACUCAUACCCGUGAGAGGAGUGAUCCCCGACUGCGCGGUCAGCUACUCAGCCAUUACCAGGCCGAAGAGUCCCGAGACAAGGAGCGGAUAAGAGAGCUCGAGCGGGAACUUGAGAAGGCCCGGAGGCGAGAGGCCGAGUACGAGCGCGAGCGCCAGGAACGCUCCCGUCGCCUCGGCGUCAGCAGCGGCGACGACUCGGACGAGAAGCAGCGCUCGCACAGCCGCCCUGCUCGGCCCAUCAGCAGGCAGGAUUCGUGGAAGCCGCGCGACGAGCGGCGGUUUUCUAGCAGACCCCCGUCGCCUCUGGUGCAGGACAUCCUAGACGGCUACCUCGACAGCCCCAUCCGCUCCCCACGCGCAAGCCUCUCUCCGCGCCCGCUACCCGACCCCACCUCGCCGUCCAGGCCGCUCCCAAUCCCAGCGAACCCCAUGCUCUCGCCGCCUCAGAAGCUUACUGCUCAGCGAACUGGUGGCAAGGAGAACAACGGUCUAGGCCCCGCCCUCCCCAUCCGCCCCAACCAUACCGGCAGCAACCGCCCCCUGCCAAGCCGCGGGCAACAAGCCGUCACUCCAUCUCAACCUCAACCUCACGGUAACAACAACAAAUCCCCCUUCAGCAAGCCCCGCUCUCCUUACUCGCCCACCCAAAAGACCGGCGGAGGAGGAGGAGGAGGUUUCGCUGCUCUCUCCCUCCUCGAGCGGGAGAUGGAGCUCGAGCGCCAGCGUCAGCGCGAGUGGGAGGAGGCGCAGCAGGAGACGGCCAAGGCGGUCCGUUCGGAUGACGGAGUCAACGGAAUCGGCGGAGGUAUCGGUGGACGGUGGGAUGUCGGCCAGUGGGCUGGGUUUACCGGUGGUGAUUCGCAGAAUCGGGGGAGCCAGGGGAUUGGAGCGGGAAAGAGGCCGGUUGUGGGACCGAGGCCUUUGCCUAACUUGCCGCACUAGACUUGGGUGAGGGCGGAGGACAAUGGCGGCGCAUGGAAGAAAAUGAAGAGAGAGAGAGGGCGAGUGGAAGAAAGUAUACCCAAAUAGUUUCCUCGUUUGUAACUGCUUUAUGGUUUGGCAGGUUGGCAGGUUGGCAGGUUGGGGCAGUCUGAAAGUAUUGCAGUCGUCAUUGCAACAAUUUGCGGUCAGAAAAGUAAAGGGGAUUGGUAGUCUUGUUUUUUAUUUCCCUCUUUGUUUUUUUCUAUUUUUUAUUAUUACUGUUCUUUUUAUAUUUCCAGGGAAACAAAAGGGAACGAUGGUUUUUGAGGGUUCGAUCGUCGUUCAUAAGCAGCUGCUGGCUCCAAUCCGCAUCCGCGUUGAGGUAAUAAGGUUAGGUUAGGUUAGGUUAGGUUUUAGACCAGGCGAUAGGAAAUGUUUUACC
Molecule: messenger RNA, 2551 nt
Organism: Neurospora tetrasperma FGSC 2508
Lineage: Eukaryota; Fungi; Ascomycota; Sordariomycetes; Sordariales; Sordariaceae
Exons: 2
Coding region: 1-2130 (709 amino acids)
Molecular function (GO): protein binding
Source: RefSeq, a predicted model, not a curated record